UUUUUAGGGCUAGAAAGCGAGAGAGGUCUGGCGCUGCGCAUAGCAGUCGUGCCAUCGGGAAAAGACAAUAUCAUACGCGCGCAAGAGGGACACAACAGAGACCCUCAGGCAUAAUAGCUCAAGUGGUCGACUGAGAGAGUGAGCGGCAGGCUAACACGAGAAGCGGACAAAGAAACGGGAUCAUUUAAAAUAAGGAUCAGCUGUUUUCCUCAUGUUCGGAUGUGUCUGUUCAAUACUUGUUAAUGCGUAACGCUCAACACUCCCUCAUAUGAGGGUGUAGAAUGGAAACAACCCUCUACCAAGGCGCCGUGGUGAAUACUCCGAGGGUUUCCAGCAUCUACUCCCAGAGCACGAUGAUGAAGAAGGAAAUUAAUCUGAACCUGGACGACCAGAACUCCGAGCUCAAAUCAAACCCGCUCCGGGACACAGACGGACUUCUCAACUCCCCCGACUUGGGACUCUUGAAACUAACCUCUCCGGACCUGGAGCGCCUUAUCAUCCAGUCCAACGGUCUGGUCACGACCACCAACCCGACCUCCCAGUUCCUCUACCCGAAGUCGGCCAGCGACGAACAGGAAUUCGCGGAGGGCUUUGUCAAGGCGCUGGAGGAUCUUCACAAGCAGAACCAGCUGAGCGAGGCGGGGUGCGUCUCCGUGGAUAGACUGGAGCUCCUCGGAUCGUCCAACGCAGCCGUCUCGGCCGGGCUUCAGGCGUCAGACCUUCCGGUGUACACUACUUUGAACGGCUAUGCGGCCAGCCCGCUCGGAGCCACCACCAUCAACUACUCCACGGACACCAUUCCCUUCCCGCCGCCUCCGUCUCAUCUGACCAGCGCGCAGCAACAGGCGGCCGCUGCGGCGGCUCUGUCACGACUCCAGUCGGUCGGCGGGGUGAAAGACGAGCCCCAGACCGUACCAGACAUGCAGAGCUUCGGGGACAGCCCUCCCCUGUCUCCCAUUGACAUGGACAACCAGGAGCGCAUCAAGGCGGAGAGGAAGAAGCUGCGAAACAGGAUAGCCGCCUCCAAGUGUCGCAAGAGAAAACUGGAGAGGAUCUCCAGGCUGGAGGACAAGGUCAAGACCCUAAAAACGCAGAACACCGAGCUGGCAUCCACGGCCAGCGUCCUCAGGGAGCAAGUGGCCCAGCUCAAGCAGAAGGUGAUGAACCAUGUGAGCAGCGGAUGCCAGCUUUUACCAAACCAGGUCCAGGCUUACUAAAGUCCCAGGAAAGGUGAUCUUAACUGACGUUUAUACAGCUCUUAAUGUUCUCAAGAAUACAGGCCAGCAUUAUCAGGAACACUUGCGUUCUGUAUCCUAAAUCCUUAUCAGACACUUUAAUGCGAGGUCAUUGUAAAUGCACCAUCCAGAUAAAAGGCAGUAAUGGAGAAACAAAACAGACUGCACUGUACAAACAGCAGGCCUAGAUAAGAUCUGCCAGUUAACUGGAAAAAUAAAAAGGUGAAGCAGCAGCAGGUAUGGACCGCCGCCUGUUUUGGUUCAUGAACAUCUUGCAGUGUUGCGCAGACACUAUAAUAGUGGGGAAGCCAUGUAGCAAACCGUUAUCCAUUGGACUGCUAGAGGAUAGCAUUUAUCUGCGUGUAAGCUGGACAAUCUCAACAAGGGUGCAACCAAACACCAGGGUGUCACCAAGUGCUGUCACCCACUGAGUAAUCUAACGCCUUACUUGUUUACAAGCACUUAGUAAUGACAAAUAUAUAUAUAUUUUAUAUUUCUUGUUUUACAUAUGGUCUUAUUUCCCUUUGUUUUGCAAAACUGAACACUGCAUGUGUCGUCGCUUUUGUGUACAGUAACCAUUGUAUUUUCCAUUAUGGCUGCUGUGUUGUUCUUCAGUGGCCAAAUGUCCAUGAAUGUAUUUGUACGUGCUGAGAAACCCCAUGUAUCCAUGUGUAAUGGACAAGUCUCUACCUGUAUUAAAUUCACUACAUUAUAAA
Molecule: messenger RNA, 1951 nt
Organism: Mugil cephalus (flathead mullet)
Lineage: Eukaryota; Metazoa; Chordata; Actinopteri; Mugiliformes; Mugilidae
Product: transcription factor JunD-like
Exons: 1
Coding region: 282-1217 (311 amino acids)
Biological process (GO): regulation of cell population proliferation; regulation of transcription by RNA polymerase II; regulation of cell cycle
Cellular component (GO): transcription regulator complex
Molecular function (GO): transcription factor binding; RNA polymerase II cis-regulatory region sequence-specific DNA binding; DNA-binding transcription factor activity, RNA polymerase II-specific
Source: RefSeq, a predicted model, not a curated record